UUCGUGACGAAGGCAACGACGAGCAUGGACGCGCCGACGCUGCACAACAUCCUUCUGCACACGUUCAGCAACGACGGCGGUGCGCGCAAGGCCGCCGAGGACGCGGUCGCCAACCUCCACACGGUGCGCGGUUCCAUCGUGCUGCUCGCGCAGCUCGUCUCGGCGGCCGACGUCCAGCGCGAGAUCCGCCAGGCCGGCGCCGUCGCGCUCAAGAACAUGGUGCUCAAGCACUGGGAGGGCGUGAACCAGCCUGACAACACGAUGCUCUCGGUGUUCCCCAACAGCGACAAGGACGAGUACCGCAAGCAUAUCUUCGAGAGCCUCUUGACCAUGGAAGACCGGUCGCUCCGCUCGAUCCUCGCUGAAGCCGUGAGCCAGAUUGCCCGCGUUGACUUCCCCAACAAGUGGCCGGGCCUCGUCGCCGAGAUCACGACCAAUGUCCAGUCGGGCGACGUCACGCGCAUCUGCAACGCGCUCCUCGCGCUGCGCAAGCUCGUCAAGCUCUACGAGUACCGCCGCGAAGAGAACCGCGCGGAUCUCAACACGAUCGUCGGCGUCACGUUCCCGAUGCUCCGUGGCAUGCUCUCGCAGCUCAUGACCAACAACUCGCUCGAAGCUGCGCACAUGAUCCACCUCAUCCUCAAGAUCUACUGGUCGUGCAUGCAGGUGUCGCUCCCGCCGAUGCUCGCGACGACGACCGAGGUCACGGCGUGGAUGGAGCUGUUCGGUGCGCUCCUCACCAAGCGGCUGCCGGAAGCGUCCGAAGGCGUUGAGCCGCUCGGGCAGCCCACGGACGCCGACGAGCGCGCCAAGUGGCCGUGGUGGAAGGUCAAGAAGUGGAACCUCCAGAUCCUCACGCGUUUCUACAUGCGCUGGGGCAACCCGAAGCACGUGCCGGAGGAGUUUACGGAGAUGUCCAAGUUCUUCCGCGCCAACAUCAACCCGCCGAUGCUCGCUGGCGUCCUCGAGACGCUCGCGUUGCGCAAGAACGGCCACUUUUGCACCGACCGCGUCGUGCACCUCUGCCUCACGUACCUCAACGAAGCCGUCAAGUCGUCGCUCGCGUUCAAGCAGCUCAAGCCGCAUCUCCACUUCCUCCUCUUCGAGGUCGUCCACCCCGCGCUCUGCCUGACCAAGUCGGACCUCCAGCUCUGGGAAGAAGACCCGCACGAGUUUGUGCGCAAGACCAACGACUUCUUCGAGGACUACCUCUCGCCUGUGAACGCAGCCCGCGACCUCCUCAAUGAGCUCUGCACGCUCCGGGGCAAGGACUGCUUCUCGAACGUGCUCAUGUUCUACAACCAGAUUCUGAGCACGUACCAGGCAACGCCGGUCGAAGCCCGCGACGUGGUCCAGAAGGACGCGGUGCUCCACGGUCUCAUGUCGCUCGACAAGCUCCUCGUCAAGUCCAAGGUGCAUAAGGCCCAAGUCGAGACGCUCCUCCUCACGCAUGUGUUGCCCGAGUUUCACAACUCGCACGGGUUCCUACGCCUCCGCGCGUGCAAGAUGUUUACGGGCCACUUCAUCUCGGACAUGGCGUUCGCCGAUACGACGGUGACUGAGAUCGCGCAGUGCAUGCUCAAGUGCAUGAAGGACCCGGAACUCCCGGUGCAGAUCGAAGCCGCCAAGACGCUCCGCUACAUUGUCACGUACGAGCACUCGACCGCGGCCUUGGACGUCAUGCGCCCGCUCUUGCCCGACAUUAUGCAGCAGUACUUCAGCCUCAUGGACGAGAUUGGCAACGACGAUGUCGUCAUUGCGCUCGAGCACAUCAUCGAUGCGUUCGCUGAUGAGAUCGGCCCGUACGCGGUGCAGCUCAUCCAGAAGCUCGUCGACUGCUUCCUCCAGUUCUCCGAGUCGGGCGACGAAGACGACGAAGCGUGCAUGACGGCGGCGUCGUGCCUCGACACGGUCAACACGAUCUUGUACUCGAUCCACAAUCAGCCCGAGUACUUCCCGCUCUUCCUCGAGCCGCUCGUGCCCGUGCUGGACCGCGUCCUCUCGAGCGAAGACUACCUCGAGUACCUCGAGUCGGCCCUCGACAUUUUGAUCUCGCUCACGUACCACUCCAAGUCGAUUGCGCCGUCGGUGUGGGCGCUCUUCCCCAAGCUCUUUUCGUCGUACAACGACUGGGCCGCCGACUACAUCUCCAACUACGUCUCGCUCAUCGACAACUUUAUCGGCCUUGACGUCAACGCGUUCCUGGCUGGUGGCGUCGUCGGCGUCGACGGCUCGCGCGUCUCGUACCUCGAGAUGGUCUUCCAGAUGGCCGCGCACGUCUUCAAGACGAGCGAAGGCGAAGAGAGCGACAAGAGCUUGGAGCUUGUCGCUGCGUGCCGCCUCCUCUACUCGAUUUUGCACAACUGCCUUCGCCACGACAUUAGCGUCUGUGUGCCGAUGAUCGUCCAGAUCACGUGCCUCAAGCUGUCGCGGUCGCUCCAGACGAACGUUGUGACGGCGCUCUUUGGCGUGAUUGCGUCGGCGCUCAACUACAACCCGGCGCUGACGCUCACGACGAUGGAGUCGUUCCAGGCGACCGACCCGCUCUUCCGCGCGUGGAUGACGCACCUCCCCAACAUCAAGAGCUACAUGGACCGCAAGAUGAUGGUGCUCGGCCUCAUGGCGAUCUUCAAGCUGCCGCUCGCCGAGUUGCCGCCGACGCUCCAGCCGCACCUGCAAGGCCUCCUUGUGGGCGCCGUGACGCAGCUCCAGGAGAUUCAGAAGGAGCCCCAGGAGGAAGAAGACUCGGAAAACGAGUCGGACGACGGCGAGGGCUUUGACCAGCUCGUCGACCAGGGCGGGUACGCCUCGGACGAAGACGCCGAGGACCUCCAGGACGAAGAAAUCGCGGCCUGGAUGCGCGAACUCCAGCGCAACGGCGAAGACGGCUCGUACUUUAUGGGCGGCGACGAAGACGACUAUGGCACGAGCGAGCUCGACAACAUUGACGAGUUUGCCGUCUUCUUGGAGACGGUCCAGGCGCUGCACAACACCAACCCGGCUGCGUUCCAGGCGCUGCACCUCGACACGGACGAGUUCAAGGCCACGUGCGACACGUUUGCGGCCGAGAUUCACCGCCGCCAGCAGGAGGCAAUCGAAGAUGCCCACGCGCAGGUCAACGGCCAGUAAAUACGUGCAUAUACCUCAGUAGGAAGAAAACGACGACCCAUAAGUAGAUAAGAUAUAUAGCUUUUGCGCACA
Messenger RNA from Saprolegnia diclina VS20, 3201 nucleotides. RefSeq lists its product as hypothetical. NCBI's taxonomy places the organism in Eukaryota, Oomycota, Saprolegniomycetes, Saprolegniales, Saprolegniaceae. Gene Ontology annotation, molecular function: small GTPase binding. The coding region runs from base 25 to 3129 and encodes 1034 amino acids. Gene Ontology annotation, cellular component: nuclear envelope; cytosol. The transcript is spliced from 5 exons. Gene Ontology annotation, biological process: protein import into nucleus. The record is from RefSeq and is a predicted model, not a curated record.